AAGUUUUUCUUGUACGUAAAUUAUUUUUGUUUUUAAUUUAUUUGUUCAGCUAGGGAAUACCAUGAAAUUGUGUACUGUAAUGAAAUUUCGAACGUGAUGUGAUACGAAAGCCUGGUGACAUUGGUGUGACCUUGCAAAGUUCUGUAGAUGCCAGGUACUGUGGAAAGAAAAGCACUGUUUUAGUCGAACGGCAGUGAUGUCCACUCCAUUGGAUUAUGGAUUUAUGGAAAUGAGUUCUAUGAGCGAGCUGGUUGUACAAAAGCCCCGACAUAAGAUACAGCAGGAAGUUCCCUUGGAUGCUGACGGAAAAUACAUAGCCAGUACUAUCAAGUUGAACAACAACAAGUUCGUAACCAUGGACGGACUCAUGGAAGCGUUACCCAAAAUCAUAUCAAUGCCGGAUUCCAUAACAUGGAUUGACCUUUCCUUUAACAAGCUGACUCGAGUUGAACCUGUUUUGGUACAGCUAAAAAAUCUGCAUAUACUAUACCUUCAUGGGAACGCUAUCGCUGAUUUUCCCCAUUUGGAAAUUCUGAAUCGCGCGACACUACUGAAGACACUAACAUUGCAUGGAAAUCCGGUAGACCGAACAUCAGGCUACCGCUUCAUUGUUUUAUCCUGGCUGCGGCAGCUGAAGAACAUGGAUUUCAGCGCCGUAACAGAAUUUGACCGAAUGCAAGCAGAGCUGUGGGGACGACGGUGGUCGGUGCAGAAAAACAAGAUGCACGGAAAAGGAUAUUAACGGCAACAAGCAUCAACACUGCCAAAGGAAACGAUGAAAACCGCCAAACGAGUUAGCCAACAAUCAACUAGUUACUAGUCAAAAGAUCAAAAUUUACUUGUAAUACAAAUACAACAGCUUAAAUUAUCACGGAAACGGGUAUAAAAACUGGUCAAAGCUCCAAAAUUCAAGCCACUGGAAAUUGGACGAUAAGAUCUUCCGUGUGAUUCACCGCGAAGUGCUGGAAAGCUUCAUCCAUGCUUCUCGAAAGAUUGUUGAUCUGCAAAACCGCAAUUAAAGAGUGCGCACGAAACGGUAGUUGUCUACUUGUGAAGUAUUACUACGCCCAUUACGGCAAAUGCUCGCUGUCGGAAAGAAAUCAUUACAUUUCAAAAAUUGUCUAAUUCCUACUCUACUUCAUGAUCACCAUCGCAUAAUUAAG
Messenger RNA from Paramacrobiotus metropolitanus, 1163 nucleotides. RefSeq names its product leucine-rich repeat-containing protein 51-like. Bases 197 to 742 code for a protein of 181 amino acids. The record is from RefSeq and is a predicted model, not a curated record. Lineage: Eukaryota; Metazoa; Tardigrada; Eutardigrada; Parachela; Macrobiotidae. The transcript has 5 exons. Gene Ontology annotation, molecular function: protein binding.